AUGGCGGCACAGACAGCGCGCGACCGCAAGAAGCAACGCACCGGGAAGCUGGAGGAAGCGAGGAUCCUGGACGAGAUCGGCCCACUGGAUGAGGAGUGCUGCGGAGCGCAUCCAGCGCACGCCGACCUGGCGCCAGAACUCGGCCGAUUUUGCGAGAAGAUACUCGACGAAACUGCUGGCCCUGCUACGCCUCUGGGUAUCGCGGAGCCCGAAUCCGAGGAAAGCCGCCGCACGCCUCCACUGGGUCGCGCAGCAUCGCAUAUCGCUGUAGCAGCAGCAGCAGCAGAUUAUUCUUCAGAUAUGGAACAGCCGCCGCCAGCACCUCUACCAGCAGCGCCAAACGUCCAGUGCACCGAGUUCUUUGAUGUUACUGAUGUAAGCAAUACUACAGUUGCUGCUGCUGCUUCUGCCUGUGAUUCGGAAUAUUCACUGAGUUUUGCUGCUUGCGCCUCAAGUCCGCCUCCGGCAAAUUUCCCCUCUCCUUCUGCUACUAAUUCGUUGUCCCCUACGUGCACAUCGCAUUCCGUAUCGUCCACAGCUGAUUAUUCGGGGUGUUUGCUGCCGCUCGCCGAUUCGUCUGUUUCUUAUGACAGUAUCUGUGAUGAACUGGUCGAUUUUUGCUCUCCGCUGAUCAACGACUGCGAUCCGAUGCUCUCUCUCCAGGCCUGGGAAGACUUUUCUCCGGCAACCCCUUAUUCGCCUUGCAGCUGCUGA
This is a messenger RNA of Gongylonema pulchrum, 714 nucleotides long. Lineage: Eukaryota; Metazoa; Nematoda; Chromadorea; Rhabditida; Gongylonematidae. The record is from the annotation of a GenBank genome assembly.